CUCAGACAAUUCCUCAGCAGCUCGCCCUUUCUCUCUUCCGAACUCUUUCUCUGCAUUUUUUCUUGAGUGCUUGCUGGGGCUAGAAUCUUAGAGUAAUAGUCCAAAGAACAGAAAACUUAGAAAGCUUGAACCCAUCUAAAUUUGGACGCGCUCGCUCUACGCUUUGAAUAUCAACCCCGUUUCGACGUAGCACUUGAAGCAGCUUGCUAUUGUUCUUGUUCUUGUCUCGUACAAGGGCGGACGCGACACGUACACGAAUCGAACCGACCAGAAACGCGUGAUCUUGUUCGCUCUUGACGCGACGCGCAUUUGGCCUUCCGACGCGACUCUCCUGAAUCACCUCGCGACGCGACGCACAUCAGCUUUAUAAAGCGUCUUGUAAUCUCUCAUCCACACAACUCAGUUCUCGAACCCGCACGCAUACCACCACCGACCACGAAAUCACAAAUGUCCUCAGCCCCAACAACCCCACACUCCCUCUCCGCGACACUCACCCCUUUCGACCCCGCCUCGUCCCGCGUCAUGAGCACCGUCGCGUCUUCGCCGCCUGAUACUUCUAUCGCCGGGGAUGAUGACCAGAGCAAGGAUGACGAAGAGGACGAGGAAAAGCAAGGGGACGACGGAGACCAUGCGAAUGAUGCGGAUUAUGAGGUGCCUGUGGAUGAUGAUGUUAUGACGACGAAGACGAAGACGAUCGCGGACGAAGACCCAACAGCCCGCCUCCGCCGCCUCGACUACCUCCUCCAAAAAUCCUCCGCCUAUUCCCAGAUGCUCUCCACCCAGAUGGAAGCCGUCCGCGCUAAUGCUGCUCUUCAAGCCCAAGCUCAAUCCAGCCAGUCUAAGCCCGUCGCCAAGGCGGUGGGCAAGAAGACAAACGCGAAAGUGAAGAAAGGACCACGAAAAUCCACGCGCGGAAAGGGACGCGGGAAACGCGCGCUCGAGACAGACGACUCAGACUCAGACUCAGCGGAGGUGACGAGUUCCAAGCGCGCCAAAGUCGAGGAAGAUGGCGCAAGGGAUGAGGAGGAGAAGGAUAAGGAGAAGGCGGCGGCGGCGUUCGUGCAGCCGGAAUUGUUGAGCGGCGCGACGUUGAAGGAUUAUCAGCUCGAGGGCGUCGCUUGGAUGUGGAGUUUGUUCGAUCAGGGGAUUUCGGGGAUAUUGGCGGACGAGAUGGGGCUCGGAAAGACGAUCCAAACUAUCGCGUUUCUCGCACACCUCCGCGGUCGUGUCGGUGGGCUGUCACUGGUCGUUUGUCCGCUGAGCGUGCUGCAUAAUUGGGUGGAGGAGUUUACGAAGUUCGCGCCUGAGAUCCCAAUAUGCAUGUAUCACGGCACGCCCGACGAACGCGCCGAGCUCCGACGCACCGUCAUGCCCCUCAAUGAAGAGAACAUGGCAUCGAAGCCUGAACCGGCCGCUCCUCAGCAUUCUCGUCAUGGACACGGGCAUGGAGAUGAUGACGAGUACGAGCACGGUCAUGGACAGGGAAAGUCUGGACGAGGCCGAGGUGCUCGAGGUAGGGGAAGGCCAAGGGGAAGAGGGAGAGGGAGAGGUGGUAGGGCUACGGAUGCGACUAGUACGAGGAAGAGCGCGAGGAGUAGUACGAGGACGAAAGGGAUGGAUGUCGAUGAGGAGGAGGACACAAAGCCUUCCACUUCCACCUCUGCCACCAAGUCUGGAAAAUCAGCGCAACCGACUCUGAGAGAUUAUUUCGGUGCUAAACCUUCCGCCUCCAAGACCAAGGCUCAGACUACGGAUACCUCCAAGGACGACGAUUCCGAUUCCGAGCCCGCCGAAGACAAAGUCAAAACCGAAGUCAAAGCUGAAGCUAAAGAAGAAGCAGAUCCGUUCCCCCUGCCUCAUCAAGUGACUUCGUUCCCCGUCGUGAUCACGACGUAUGAGAUGAUCAUCAAGGAUAGGAUACAUCUGUCGAAAUAUAAGUGGGGCCAGGUGAUCGUGGACGAGGGCCAUAGGCUGAAGAAUAUGGACUGUAGGCUUAUGCAGGAGGUGAAGAGGUAUGAGAGCGCGUGGAGGAUGGUGUUGAGCGGGACGCCGUUGCAGAAUAAUUUGGCGGAGCUCUGGUCCCUGCUCAACUUCAUCCUUCCCGAUAUCUUCAACGACCUUGAUUCUUUCCAGGAAUGGUUUAACCUCCCCACGCUCUCUUCCACGAUUUCCACCUCCCAAUCCACACAACUCCUCUCCACGCUCCACAACAUCCUCAAACCCUUCCUCCUCCGCCGUCUCAAAGUCGAUGUGGAGAAGUCCUUACCGCCGAAGAAAGAGUACGUGCUCUACGCGCCGUUGAGUGAGCGGCAGAGGGAGGUGUAUGAUGCGAUCGUGAAGGGGGGAUUGAGGGGGAUGCUGGUCGGACGGCAGCAUCUUGCUGAUGAUGCGACGCAGGGAGGAGAGGAGAAGGAGGCGGUGGAUGAGGGAAGGAAGUUGAGGAAGAAGCAGAAGAGGAAGUAUGAUGUCGAUGGGAGCGAUAAGAAGUAUUUCCAGAGUUUGGAGAGGGGGGAGGUGCAGCUCAGACCUGGGGAGGGAAGUGCGCAUAGGCGGGACGAGGGCAAGACGGUGGAGGAGUUGGGGAGGAAGGCUGUUUAUGAUGCGAAGUUGAAGAAGAUAAACAAUCUUCACCUGCAGAACGCAGUGAUGCAGCUCCGCAAAGUAUGCUCCCACCCCUUCUUGUUCGACUGGCCGCUCGACGAAAGGACGAAUCAGCUGGUGAUCAACCAUGAGCUCGUGAAUGCGAGCGGGAAGAUGAUGGUCCUAGAGAGGUUGUUGGAUGAGCUGUUCGAGAGGGGACAUAAGGUGUUGGUGUUUAGUCAGUUUGUGACGAUGUUGGACGUUAUUGAGGACUGGGCGACUGAAUUCAAGGGCUGGCCGUUGUGCCGCAUCGACGGCUCGACGAACGCGCUCGAUCGUAGAGCAGAGAUGAACAGGUUCCAGACUGGUGGCGAUAAACCUGACGCGCCGAGAUUGUUUUUGCUCAGUACAAGAGCGGGAGGCUUGGGUAUCACGUUGACCGCGGCGGAUACGGUCAUCUUUUAUGAUCAGGACUGGAACCCGCAAAUGGACCUCCAAGCCCAGGACCGUGCACACAGGAUAGGACAGACGAGGCCCGUGUUGGUGUUCCGACUCGUGAGCAAGCAUACGAUCGAGAGUAAGAUCAUGGAGCGGGCUUCGGAGAAGAGACAGCUCGAAGCCAUGGUCAUCGCGAAAGGCAAAUUCAAAAUGCCUGUUGGACCUGCAUCAGCCGCCGCAGAGAAACGAGAGACGAUGGCGGAGAUGGCGGCGUCGCUUCUCGCUCUCGAAGGUGAGAAGAUCGAGGUCGUUCCCGAUACCGAGGCGGGGAAGAAGAGUAUCAUGAGCGAUGCGGACCUCGACGCGUUGCUCGAUAGGCGUAAAGAGGUCUUCGAGGGCCGGGGAGCGGGAUGGACUUCUGCUACUGCUGGUGCGGAGAAGGCUGGGAAGGGAGGGAAAGGUGGUAAGAAGGCGAAGGAUGAGGAUGGAAAGGAUGGGGAGGGCGAUAGGAAGGGAUUGUUCGAGGUCUAUGAGGCGCCGAAGGAUGAGGGGAAUGAGGCGUUAGCGAGGAUGAUGGCUGAGGACGAGCCGGCUGAGUUUUGAGGAUUAGCGACGUCUCGCUGGAUUCGAGUGACUCGGUUGGGAUGUGGUCAUUUCUCCAUGGGUCGUUCUUGUCCUCGAGGGUCGUGUCGGUGGGUAUAGUAUAGAGGAUACUGCUUGCACGAUCCUUGGGGGGUUCACGUCGUUGUACAUUUGUACAUAUCUUUAUCGCAUACUAGUAUUGUCGUUUAGCUUUCGUCUCGUUUUCGCGUUGUUUAUCGUCGUCUACUACUGUAAUAUACUUAGAUCAUCUUCUAUCGCAGGAAUA
This is a messenger RNA of Stereum hirsutum FP-91666 SS1, 3886 nucleotides long. RefSeq lists its product as uncharacterized. The record is from RefSeq and is a predicted model, not a curated record. Lineage: Eukaryota; Fungi; Basidiomycota; Agaricomycetes; Russulales; Stereaceae. Gene Ontology annotation, cellular component: nucleus. Gene Ontology annotation, molecular function: DNA binding; ATP-dependent chromatin remodeler activity; ATP binding. The coding region runs from base 448 to 3621 and encodes 1057 amino acids. The transcript has 13 exons.